This is a messenger RNA of Parasteatoda tepidariorum (common house spider), 6753 nucleotides long. RefSeq names its product Centaurin gamma 1A (gene CenG1A). The record is from RefSeq and is a predicted model, not a curated record. Gene Ontology annotation, molecular function: GTP binding; protein binding; GTPase activator activity. Gene Ontology annotation, biological process: activation of GTPase activity. NCBI's taxonomy places the organism in Eukaryota, Metazoa, Arthropoda, Arachnida, Araneae, Theridiidae.
CACGAUUCCUUUUUUUUCACGCAUGCGCAUACUCAAAUCUAAGCCAUCAUUAUUGUGUUGUGUUAUGAUCGAGAAGUUUGUAAUCAUCGCAGUAUUGCGGUGUGAUCUGUCAAAUGUCUGACUUUAUAUAGCAAGAAUGGAUAUAUGCGUUUGCAGCUGACGAAGAAAAUGAUCUAAAAAUGAAUAAUCGAGGUCAUGUACCACAACCAUAUUACAGCAAUUCUCUUGCCAUUAGACAAGAAAUUCAAAGAUUUGAAAGUGUUCAUCCUAGCAUCUAUGCAAUUUAUGAUCAUUUAGAACUUAUGCCUGAUCCUUUGCUAGCUCAACAAAUUAGAGAACACGUUGUUUGCAUCGAAGAUUCCUUUGUAAAUAGUCAAGAAUGGACUCUAAGUCGGUCUGUUCCGGAUUUGAGACUGGGUAUUGUUGGAAGUUUGUCCAGCGGCAAAUCUGCAUUAGUCCAUAGAUAUUUGACAGGUUCAUAUAUGCAAGACGAAUCACCUGAAGGUGGUCGGUUUAAAAAAGAAGUUGUAAUCGAAGGCCAAAGUUAUCUUUUACUCAUACGAGACGAAGGUGGACCUCCAGAAAUCCAGUUUAGUUGCUGGGUAGAUGCCGUUAUAUAUGUCUUCAGCUUAGAAAACGAAGCAUCCUUUAAUGCCAUCUAUAAUUACUAUACAAAAAUGUCAUAUUAUAGAAGUCCCGGUGAAGUGCCCUUAAUACUGGUUGGCACGCAAGAUGCUAUUAGUGAAAGUAAUCCACGAGUCAUUGAUGACUCUCGGGCAAGAAAACUAGCUAAUGACCUAAAAAGAUGUUCAUAUUAUGAAACUUGUGCUACGUACGGACUCAACGUAGAACGAGUCUUCCAAGAUGCUUGCCAAAAGAUAGUUCAACAGAAAAUGGCAGGCAUAACUUCAAGACCUAGCACUCCUAACCAUCCAGUUCGAUGCAAUAGUUAUGUUUCCAAUUCUUCAGGAGUAUCUAGUGCUAAUAAUGGUUAUCACCCAUCUCCUAAUGUUGGAAAUCCUACUCUCAAUGCUGUUUCAGCAUCUCCUAGUCACCUUAGUCACAGUGCAGCUACCCAUAAUUCAAAAGUACUAGACUCAAAUCCUCAAUUAAUGCCUAGACCAGUGAUUCGCACACUUAUUUGUCCCAGAAACACUAAUGCAGAUCGAAUUGAUGGUUCUGUCUCAGGAAGAGAAAUGAAGGAUAAAUCUGAUAGACUUGGCAUUGAAGUUCUUGUUCCAAAUACAGUAUGUGGUUCAAAAGAUGUUAAAGACUUACCGACUCCUUGUUCCACACCAACAACAUCUAGGAAAACUCGUAGACGCUCUAAUCUUUUUCCUGUAAGCAAUCCAUUAAAGAAAGGUGAAGACGACAAAAAGAGUAAAAAUGGUGAAGUCGGUAGUGGACGAGUGAUCCCACUGAGACAGGGAUAUUUAUACAAGAGAAGUAGUAAAGCCUUAAAUAAGGAAUGGAAAAAGAAGUAUGUUACACUAACAAGUGAUGGAAGAUUAACUUAUCAUCCUAGUCUUCAUGAUUAUAUGGAUGAUAUUCAUGGAAAAGAGAUUCCUUUGAUGCAUACAACUGUCAAGAUUCCUGGGCAAAAGCCUAGAGGUUCUCGAACUCAAGGGACAUCUACUAGUGCCUCAUCACAUCAAGUCAAUGAACUUGCUUCAGAGUUAAGCAGUAUGUCUAUUGCUGGAGGUGUCUUGACUGGAAGCGAAACUCAGUUGAUUCCUGCAGUACCAAGUACAAAUCCUCUGCUAAGUAGACUAGAUACUCCUAUUGUAAAGAAGAGACAUCGCAGAAUGAAAAGUACUGGUCUCAGAAAUAUGGAAACAAUGGAUGAUUCGGAUGAUCAUGAAUUUAUCAUAGUUUCACUGGAUAAUAAGCAAUGGCAUUUUGAAGCUUCUAGCUCUGAUGAUCGUGAGGCAUGGAUAACUGCUAUUGAACAGCAAAUACUUACAAGUCUACAAGGAAAUGAGAGCUGCAAGACAAAAUCUGGACGAACCACGUCUUCAGUCGACCAGACAUUAAUUCAAUCAAUAAAGAAUUCCAUUCCAGGAAAUUCCCAUUGUGUUGACUGUGAUGCCCCAAAUCCUGACUGGGCGAGCUUAAACAUUGGAGCCCUAAUGUGCAUUGAAUGCUCUGGCAUUCACAGGAAUUUAGGCUCUCAUAUAUCAAGAGUUAGAUCAUUGGAUUUAGAUGAGUGGUUGCCUGAGCAUGUUAGUGUCAUGAUGGCUCUUGGCAAUAUAUCAGCUAACAACAUAUGGGAAGGAAAUACCAAAGGCAGAGCCAAGCCAACCCCUAAUUCCAGCAGGGAAGAAAAAGAGCGAUGGAUACGAGCUAAAUAUGAAUUCAAAGAAUUCUUAGCACCUGUCUCGACAACAACUCCUCUAGGCCAGCAACUUAUUGAUUCUGUGUGUAAAAGUGAUAUCAAAGGAGUAGCUCUGGUUCUUGCUCAUUCAUCUUCUCCAGAGCAUGUGAAUACUGUAGUUGGUCCUAGAGACCAGAGAACUGCUAUCCAUCUAGCAGCAGCUUUGGGUAACUUGCCAAUAACUCAGCUACUGAUAUGGAAUAAUGCUAAUGUGAAGACUGUGGAUUCAGAUGGCAAAACUGCUGCUACAUAUGCAAAAAAUGGGGGAUAUCAAGAAGUCCACGAUUUAUUAAUUCAUAGUGGUUGUCCCGACUUGAAUCCUCCAACGACGUCUACCCUUCCUCGCAGACGAGGUAGCUUAUCUAAAAAGUCUACUGAAGUUUUCGAUAAACUGCCUGCCAGCAUUAUCUAGUGAUACCUCUACAUCUGUGAUUACUGCAUCAUCAUUUUCACUUCAUUCAUUAACAAUCGAAGUGAGACUUUGAAUAGUCUACACUGUACAUGCAUUGAAACUAGCAUUUGUCUGAAUGUUUAAUAUGGCUCUUUCAAGCAAAAUUUUGUAUGGAAUAUUAAAGCAUUGUAGUCAAUAUUAAUUAGAUUAGUUUAGUUAUGAAUACUUUAUCAGGCAUGAUUAAUUUUAAUCUCCCUGUUUCAUACAUGCAGUUUUGUUCUUUUUCAUCUAGUUAUUGCAGAAGAAUAUUGGAAUUUAGCCCUACAUUUUGCAAUUUUCAACUGCAACUAUUCUAAUUUGCAAAAUAAGACUGGCAGCUAUCUAUUUUGCUUAGGUUGUUAAUUGUUUUAUGAUAUUUCAAUUUUUCUUUGAAGUCACAAAUAGUCUAUUAAAUAGUUUAUGUUCAAUCUUUUCCAUUUAGAGCUGUAUUUAAAUGGUUAAAAAAUUGAUAAAUAUGUUGCUGAAAAUCUGCCACUGUUGAAAGAAUGUCCCUACUUGUAAGAAAUUAUUUAAUCAUUCAAUAUUUAUUACAUUGUAAAAAUGUUAGUUUCAAAACUAGCUUGCAAAUAUUUUUUUAUCAUAAAUAAAAUAUAAAGUGUAACAAUGCAGUUUAAGACAAUAAUUUAUUUAUUAAUGUUUUAAUAUGUACUUGUGCUAAAUUUUAUUUUUAAGGCUGGGGCCUUAUAUUUGCAUUUAAAGUUACGAUAUCAAAACUUGGUUUAAUUUUUUAAGGUUCAUAUAUCACUAUUCUUAAUGAAUUAUUAAAAACACUUCACUAUCAUUAUUUAUCACCAUCAUGAUUGUAUAUUUUAGUCAAAUUUUUAUUUUACAGUGUAUAUAUAAAAAAAAUGUACAGAAGACCUCAUUACUCAUCUGUUAUUAAAUUAUUUGUUAUGUCUCAAAAACUUUUAUAUGUAAAAAUUAUUAUACAUAUGUAUAUAUGUCUGUGUGCUUGUGAGCUAUGUGUGUAUUUAUGUAUGCUUUGUGGUGCUUUCAACAAUUUUGUUCAGUUUGAUUUUCUAAUGAUCAUGAAUAAAAAAUUUACAUGCUUGAAAUUGUUUGAAUAAUAGUAAAUUCUGUGAAACACUGCCAUGUUGAAUUGCUUUUCAAUUUUUUUAAUUUUUAGAACAGUUUCUGUCAAAAAAAGGUCACUUCUGCAGUAAAAGGAUAGCUAAAGAGAACUUGUGAAUAGUUAAAAGAAUUUAUGCAAAAAAAAUUGUCAUACCUGAAUGUCUUCUAAGUACAAAAUCAGCCAUUUAGUUAGAAUUUCAAACUUCUCAAUAGUAUUAUGAAUUUAUAUGUUUUCUUCAAAAAUAAAUAAUAAAAAAAUGUAGAGAUUUUUACAAAUUGGGUACUUAAAUGUAUUGUUCUGUACAAUUUAUUUAUAUUUUGUGCUCUAUGAUUACUUUAGUUUUGUAAUUUUAUUUGAUAUCAUUAAUAUUUAUGAAAGUAUUCACAAAAAUUAAAAACAUAAAUUUAUAGUAAAAAAGCACAAAAAAGGAUUCUUCAGACAAAAUUGCCUUAUUUUAUAAAUUUGUUACUGAUUGCUGAUAUGACCAUUAUAAAAAAUAUAUGCUAUUGGAUUAGUUUAAGAAGAUAUGGCUUGAUAGAUUUUGUAUUUAUAUUUUUCAGAAAUUAUUCUUAAAUUAUUCCUUCUUGUUUUAAUCUAGUUUUCUAAUAUAAUUUUAACUUACUAAUUUAUUAAGAAAAUAUAUAUAUAUUGGGAGACUCUCAUAUUAAUAUAUAAUUAUUAGAUUUGCAUAUAACUUUUUUUUUAUGAGAAAGAAACUUUUUUUACAUCUCAGAAUGUUACUACUGAUUUGCUAGGUGUACAAAUACUCAGAAGUUAAGAGUAGGUUCUAUACAUUCUAAAAGAGAUUUGUAUUUAGAGAAAGUUUCUUUUAAUGUGUGCUUUGAUAAUUUUAGUAGGUGUUAUUUGUGUCAAAAAUAAACUCAGUCAAAACCAUAAAGUCUGCAUAUGUGUUUUAUUACUAAACAUUAAAAACAUAUUUAUUCACCUGAAUUCUUAAGAAUAUGCAUUUGCAUCUUGAUUAUUAUCUUAAAAAGGCAAUUUCUUGAUUUGUUAACUAUAGCAAUAUAAGUCACAAUGUAAAAUGUAAACUCAGAGCGCACAUAAGUUGUGUGACAUCUUUUGAAUAGGAAUUGCGGUAUAUCAUUACAAAGCAAUAGCAUUAGGCCAUGAUAAAUGUUGAGCUAAUUUAUGGCAUAGCAUUCUAAAAAGUACACGUUUUCAACGCUGCUACAUUUGUUAUUUUAUUAUAACCUUGUUAUAUCAAACUUCCGACAGGCAACUGCAAUUACAUUUUCAGCAUUUGUUUUGAUGUUGUACACCACAUUGUAUUGCAUAAUAUAUAUACUUAAGAAGUGUGAAUGUAUUAAAUCCUGUAAAUCGUGUAUGAUGGAUGUUCUCAAUCAUUUGUUUACAUUGCAACUAUCAAAAUUCAAUUUGUGUAUUACUAGAAAAAUAAUUUACUUGUAAUUUUGUUUCAAAUGCUUUAUCAUACUUAAAUCAUUACUAAUGCACUGCAUAAUAUCUUUGUAGAAAUGUGUUUUACUUGGAGCACACUAUUUAAAAAUAUCUUUCAUGUAACAAAAGCUUAAAUCUAGUCCUCAUUUUAACAAAGCAGCUUAAAAUUCAUAUUUUCAUCAAUCAAACAUUUAUUUAUGAUCUAUAGUAUUAGCUAAUUUUUACCCAAUGUGGAGGAAAACAGCUUUAAAUUGUGUUUAUAUAAAGAUUAUAUAUUUAUAUUAGCACUCAUGCAAUUACUGAUUGUGCAAAUAAAUUAACUUUGCACUUUUAGUGGGCCUCAUUUUCUCAUUAUCAGUUUCGAAUUGAGUUUCGGUUUUGCAGUUUAUGUACAUAAGAUAUAAUUUAUUGAUUUUUUUAAAACUUAAUUUUGUACAUUCGUAGAAUUUAAAGUAUCUGAGGUAUGUUAGUUGAUAAAUUAUACUCAUUUUUGCUCAAAAUGUUAUCCAUAAUAUCAAUUCACACAUUUUUCUCAAAACAUUUCCCCUAAAUACUCUCAUUAUCAAACUUUUAAAAUUAAAGACUGGAAAUAAAAAAAAUGUCUGCUAAUAGUAUCAAUACAACAAGUUUAGCUUCUGGUAACAAUUUCAAACUAACCCUCUACGGAAUCAUCAGGAAAUGUUUUCUUCACAGCAUUAGCAUUGAAACUCAAAUCCUAUUCAAGAUAAUAUUUAUAGAAUGCAUUAUUCAUUAAUAUAUUGAUAUAUUUUUGUUUAAAAAAAAAUUACCUUCAUAGUUUUCUCUAAUCCAGUCCCUUACUUCCAAAACAUAAUAAAGUAAAGUUGUUGCCGCUCACUUAUUUUUCUUUUUAAUAAAAAUUGCUUCAUUAUUUUAAUGACUAUAAAUUUAAAUUCUGUUUCAUUAGAAUAAAGUUUCUUUGAAGCAACAUAAAUUUUAUUAUAAAUGUAGUAAUUUGUAAUCACCUAAUUUGUGUUACGCUUUCCUUGACUUGAAUUUUGUUACGGAAUAUGUUUAAUAAAUUUAGAGCAAAUAAACUUUCCCAGAUUGUAUUUUAAUUGCUUUCUCUACAUAAUCAUAAAUACAAUGUUCUUUCCAUUUGUUUCUGAUAAUUUGAAACUAUUACAUAAAUAUUUGUUUUCUAACUACUAUUUAUAUAUACUUGAUAGUUUCUUUAUCAGGAAAAAUAUGCAAACAUCUCUCUUCCUAAAGGUGUAAUACCGAUAACCCGCCCAAAUCUUUACUUUUGUACAUUUAUAAUAUAUAAAUGCUUUUUAUUUGGCUUUUGACAACUUAAAUAUCUUAGUAAUGCAAGACUUUGCUUAAUCUUUACAUUUGUACCAUGUAAUUGUAUUAUUUAUUUUGCAAACACUGUUAGAAUUGAUUGUAUAUUUGAAAUGGAAAUAAAUUUUAUUCUAAGUA